CCCCCCCCCCGCCUCCUGCUCGGGCCGCGCCCCGCAGAGCCCCGGCCGCGCGAUGGUGAAGCCCCGCUACAAGGGCCGGAGCAGCGUCAACCCGUCCGGCGCCAGCACCAACCCCGAUCGGGUGCUGGGUGCCGGGGGGCACAAUGUGCGGGACCGGGCGACCAUCCGGCGGCUGAACAUGUACCGGCAGAAGGAGCGCAGAAACAAUCGUGGUAAAGUGAUUAGGCCUCUGCAGUACCAGUCCACAGUGGCACCAGGAACAGUGGCAAGAGUGGAACCAAAUAUUAAAUGGUUUGGAAAUACUCGUGUGAUCAAGCAGUCGUCUCUGCAGAAAUUCCAAGAGGAAAUGGAGACUGUUAUGAGGGAUCCGUACAGAGUGGUCAUGAAGCAAAGCAGGCUGCCCAUGUCCCUUCUCCAUGAUCGAAUUAGACCUCAUAAUUCCAAAGUCCACAUUCUUGACACAGAAACUUUUGAAACUACCUUUGGCCCCAAAUCGCAAAGGAAAAGACCAAAUCUUUCUGCGAGUGAUGUGCAGUCUCUUCUGGAGAACGCUGAGGCCUCCGCAGGGACCUAUGACCAGGGCAAGGACCGAGACCUGGUGAUGGAAGAUACUGGAGUGAGGGAUGAAGCACGAGAGGAGAUCUACAAGAAGGGACAGUCCAAAAGAAUCUGGGGCGAGCUUUACAAAGUGAUUGAUUCGUCUGAUGUUAUUGUGCAAGUUCUUGAUGCUAGAGAUCCCGUCGGGACUCGUUCCCCACAUGUCGAAUCUUACCUCAAAAAGGAGAAACCGUGGAAACAUCUCAUUUUCGUCCUGAACAAAUGUGACCUUGUCCCUACUUGGGCCACCAAACGCUGGGUUGCAGUCCUCUCCCAGGAUUAUCCGACACUUGCUUUCCACGCCAGUCUCACAAAUCCCUUUGGCAAAGGAGCCUUCAUACAGCUGUUACGGCAGUUCGGAAAGUUACACACAGACAAGAAACAGAUCAGCGUGGGCUUCAUUGGCUAUCCAAACGUUGGCAAGAGCUCAGUGAUUAAUACGUUACGAUCCAAGAAGGUCUGCAAUGUGGCUCCCAUUGCCGGUGAAACAAAGGUCUGGCAGUACAUCACCUUGAUGCGGCGGAUCUUCCUCAUUGACUGCCCAGGUGUAGUUUAUCCAUCGGAGGAUACAGAAACUGACGUUGUGCUGAAGGGAGUGGUUCAAGUUGAAAAAAUAAAGAGCCCUGAAGACCAUAUCAGUGCAGUGCUCGAAAAAGCGAAGCCAGAGUACAUCAGCAAGACGUACAAAAUUGAUACCUGGAAAAAUGCAGAGGAUUUCCUUGAGAAGCUAGCCUUCCGGACUGGAAAACUGUUAAAGGGUGGAGAACCUGACAUGCAGACUGUGAGCAAAAUGGUCCUCAACGACUGGCAGAGGGGCCGUAUACCAUUCUUCGUUAAACCACCGAACACAGAGCCAGGCCGUCAGCCCUCAUCUUUAGAAGUAGCUGCAAUGCCAAGCCAAGCUGACAGUGAGGAGCAGAGCUCAGAGGCCGUAGCUUCGAACACGGAGUUGGUAGAGGAAGAGGAGAACAAAGCAAACACAGAAAUGAAGCAACUCAUGUCUCACGUCCGGCAGAACUUUGGGAAGAUUAAUGUGGCAACUCAUUUCUUGGAAGAAGACCUGGUUCCUGUAGAUAUAUCAGCUAUUGACAAGAUGGACAGUGAUCCUUCUGGAGGAGAGGAGGAGGAGGAAGAGGAAGAACAGCAGCAAAACUUAGUUGAGGAUGACUUCGACUCCCAUGGAGAAGCUGCCAGGGAGGGCUCCAAGGCAGUCGUUAAGAUUUUGGAGGAAAAGAUUGCAAAAUACAAAAAAUUCCUGGCCAAAGCCAAAGCCAAGAGAUUCUCAGCAAUAAGAAUCCCCAGAGGGCUCAGUGAAAAGGUAUUCACAACAUCUGAGCAGAAGUCUGAAGAAACCAAAGAACCAGAGGCCAGAGGGUGCACCAAAAAGGGAAAGAAAAGGAAAGCACAAGAGGGCGAGGAGGAGGAUGCCCUUCAGGGUGAAAAGCCUUGCAAGAAGCUUACAUCCAAAGAAAGGAGAAGAGCUGAGAGGCAGCAGCACACCAAGAAAGUUGGGGUCCGAUACUACGAAACUCACAAUGUGAAAAAUAAGAACAGGAACAAGAAAAAAAGUGACUCAGAGGGACAGAGAUCAAAACACAAGAAAUUUAAACCUAAGUAAUAACUGGGGCUUUUAUUAAAUUUAACAUAAACCAG
This is a messenger RNA of Gopherus flavomarginatus (Mexican gopher tortoise), 2250 nucleotides long. It is a transcript of the gene GNL2, whose product is annotated as G protein nucleolar 2. The coding region runs from base 53 to 2215 and encodes 720 amino acids. Gene Ontology annotation, molecular function: GTP binding. NCBI's taxonomy places the organism in Eukaryota, Metazoa, Chordata, Testudines, Testudinidae. The transcript is spliced from 16 exons. Gene Ontology annotation, cellular component: nucleolus. The record is from RefSeq and is a predicted model, not a curated record.